AUGUCCCAUGUUCGGGUUCCCCCCGAUGGUUCUCUCGGGGACGAAAGCUCCGGCUCACCAGAGUCCCCCUUCAUAUGGACCAGGCCAUAUGUCCUUCCAAGGCUGCUGGGAACCUACAUCCCGGAGAAGCUCAUCGGUCUGGAACAACAGCUCAAGACUGUUAAGCUGCAUAUUUUGGGAACUGCUCGGCAUGGGAUAUCAUCUACGCUACUUAUCAGGGGGCUCCGUGGGUCGGGAAAGACUCAACUGAUUGGCCUAGCUAUUGCCCAAGCAACGCGAGAACUAAAUAGUGAUUUAGACAACAAUACUUUACCCCAUAUUAUUCAAGCGGAUGCCAUCUCCGUUGACCCAUUGCAGCUAUGCUCAAGAAUAUGCUCUGUGCUGGACGAAGGCUUCGAUCCUAAGAAGAGAGCGGCAAGGCAUUUACUACUUGAAAAGGCUAUGGAGUUGCUUGUUAAUGGAGGACCAAUUGUGCUAAUCAUAGAGAAUAUUGAUAACUAUCUGGCUUCAGGCUCUUUUCUAUACAAAUUAUUUGAUUUAUGUCACUCUGAGACACGCACGAUUUGCGCUAUCUACACCACGCGCGUAUACAAAUUUGUGUCGUCACUACCCAUGCGUGUUCAGUCCAGGUUCACGUAUGAGCUUGUGGACACUAUGCAGAACCUAUCACUUGCACCGAUCCCGACAGGCCACAAUCUCAAAGAAUUAGCACAUAAAGCAAGCAUAAGCUUUUUGAGACAGUUCAUACUAGAUAGGCUCACUCUCGCUAUCCCUGAUAGUCACCCUUUAUCAGCUGGAUCCCCUGAGCCCACUCUCAAGAAGGUUGUAGACAAACAAUCUUUACUAUCAAUAGAAUCUUCUAAACUAUUUGACGUGAUAGCUUGGAAUGAUGCACUAGAAGAAAUUCUGAGGUCUCCCGAGAUAGAAGAUACCUUAUCAUGGAUAGUUUCUCUAAUACGUGAUUGCUACCUCUAUCUGCAAUUGACAUCAGCGAUCUACUUGAGCUUUAUGAGAUGCCCCAAGAAGCCUUCUGUAGAUGCAUUCAACCAUGCUGCAGUUUUAUAUAUUCAAUCUUCUCAUCCAGAUCAGCAAGCGCAAGCGCUCGAGGGUCUUUCGAAUGAAGCAUGCUAUCUUUUGGGUGCAAUAAUAGAUUAUUGCAGAUGUCAGAACAGCCCCAUGUUUACUCUUUCAAAUGUUAUCAGCGCAUUCAGCUCUGGAAAAGGAGCGCACUUAUCUACGCAAAUGUAUCAAUUAAUGCAAGCAUCAAUCUUCGAGCUCAUUGAUGGAAAGAUCGUCGUUAAACGUCAAAGUAGUUGGAGGCUUGUUGUUCCAAUGCCGAAGAUACUUGAGUUUUCCAAGCGCCUUCCUGAAAGCAUACGCAUUCUAUUCUGA
Molecule: messenger RNA, 1392 nt
Organism: Giardia duodenalis
Lineage: Eukaryota; Fornicata; Diplomonadida; Hexamitidae
Product: Orc4
Exons: 1
Coding region: 1-1392 (463 amino acids)
Biological process (GO): DNA replication; DNA replication initiation
Cellular component (GO): nucleus; nuclear origin of replication recognition complex
Molecular function (GO): DNA replication origin binding
Source: RefSeq, a predicted model, not a curated record